AUGCAGGACGAUGCCCUGGGAUCCUUUGUUGGAGGAUUGGUUAAGUCUGAUGUUGCUAGGUUUGGUAAUUUUGACUUGAGCCUUCAGCUGCCGUGGGAGACCGAUUUUGCAAAGAGCCUGCUUGACCCAGAUUGUGUUUGGGACCCUUUGAAUGGCUUCAAGCAGGAUUCGCAGAUUCCUCCUUUGUCGACGCUAACUCUUGCAAAUCCAUCCUCCAAGCAGCCUGCCAAGGAGUGUCAUACUGGAGCCAUCUUUGCUUGGGCUGUGUCACUUGGUGCGGCGGCUAGGGAUCCUGCAGCUGAGAGAGAGCGAAAGUUCGACCAAGGGGUGUGCAUGUGGAGCCGAUUGGUCUUGAGAUAUUCAGCAUGCUGCACGCUUUACGACUGUGUUUUAGAUGGCCAAGGCGCAGGUGAGAACACUUAUGCUUUGAUCGAGGCUGCAGUCUCAGCGGCCGUGGGAGUAAAGUCGCCACACACCAUCCACAAGAGAGCGUCCUCAUUUUGGGCGUUCGUUCGGUGGGUGGAUGUCCAUGAUCCUCAGUCUGCCGAGAAGCUGCAUGAGGUACAGGUGUGGAACUUUGUGCAGUUCCUUAAAGCUUCUGAGGCACCCGCAUCAAAAGCCUCGUCUGUGAUCAGCUCCUUCAGGUUUGCGCAUUUUGUGCUGGGGUUCAAAGUCACGAGCAUCAUCGAGUCAAAGCGAAUUUGCGGUGCCGCGGAGCAGCAACUUGUGAAGGUCAGGAAAUUGAGGCUGUAUGCCAGGGCACGUCCCAGCGACUUCUUGUUCAUUGAGACAGUUGAGGUUGACUGUCCGGCCGAUUCAGACUACCCUUUGCUAGUCUUUGAAGCGUUGAGCGCCUUCAAGGACGCUGGCAGAGCAUUGCCGGCUGUGCGAGGUCCAUUGACUCUUGUGGGCCGUGCCUUGCGUGCAUUCUUGGGCGAGCCUGAAGAAAUCAUUGCCAUCUACAGCAGAGAGCUUGCAGCUGCCCCAGUGCGGAAAUUGCAGGACUUGAUCAGAGAAAUCGUGGCCGGCCGGUUCAUGCCCGACAGCAGUCGGUCGAGUUACUUCCCAAAGACGCCUAGCGCUAAGGAAGCUGGGAAAGCCAUCGCAUGCUCGGACAGUUCGGCCCCUGGAACAGGUGCGGUCAAGAUCGAAGUGCUUAGUAGCGACGAAUCUGGUUCGGAGCCGGGAGAUUCGCCUGAUAGCGAGUCCUCUGGCUCGACUUCGAGUUCCUCGAGCUCUUCUGUAGAAGCUAAUGCUCAGCCCAUUGUGCGACGGUGGAAGAGAGCCAAAGUGGAGUCUACUGACCAGGUGUGGUACGCUCACACCGGUAGUGGAGUUUUGCAUCUGCUCGCGAGUCCUGAGGAGGCUCCGAUGUUGCUCGCAUGUGGGCGACCGGUGAAUAAGAAUUACCGGGAGGCUACGAGAGAGGAAGUCGGUCUUAGCCGGGACACGCUCCGUGCUUUUGCAGCUCAUGGAAUCGACACUUUGAGUAAGUUGGCUUACUCGUGCGGCCAACCGGGGGCGCCGUUGCCUCAAUCGGACUUUGAUGACUUCAUUGCUACCGUGAUACCUGCAGCUCUCUUGGGCGAGAAAGGAAGUGUGAAGAGGCUCAUCUUUGAGAGUCAGGCAUUACUGCUCACUGAUCUGCGUGAACAAGUUACGCAGCCCGACAAGUGGGCUACCAAAAAUGUGCCGACCGUCGAACGGCAGAAGAGAAUGGAGGCUGUGAAAGCCAGCAUCCCAGGAGUGUUGGUUGAAGGGUCCUUGGAGCCAUCGCAUGGGCUCCUCAAUGCUGCUUGCCGCAUGGAACGUGAAGGCCAGCUGCGCUACAUUGCACCUGAGCAGUGUGGCACAAGAAUGUAUGAAAUCCAGAACGUCAAGGCGCAGAGCAAGGUUCUUUCUUUGGAAGAGGGCAAGCUUGCGAUUUCAGAAGAAAAGGAUUUGCCUGAGGUCACUUGUGGGUCCGCCUUGUUGCUACAAGAGGCUUUGAAAAGGCGGGGGAUCGCCCUUCAGUUUGCGGGUGUGGCUUCCUUCCUCGCUCACGAGAAGUAUGUAUUGAAGCUCUUCGGCCACAUGGGUCGAGAGCCCCCUCCGGGGCACGCGAGAACCAGUGUGCACCAGCUCCUCACUGCUGACCGCCAGGUUUGGACAAAGUUGAUCGAGGACGAGGUUAGCCCAAGGCGCAGCCCCGCUGGCACCUACCCCGUGGACGAUGCACUGUUACCCGCGUUGCAAUCGUAUGAUGUCACUGUUGCGCUGCUCCCCAGGGAAUCCUCUAAGGAUGGCAAGAAGCGUUUUGCUCCGACCAAGAAGCAUCAGAAUGAGCGUGAACAGAAGGUUGGCAAAGGUGACGGAGGCAAGGGUUCUGGCAAAGGCAAGGGCAAGCGUCCAACAUGGCAGCCAAGUGUGCCGGAGGCUAUACGCAAACUCGGCGGGAGUGCCCAAACUCCGGACAAGAAGCGCAUUUGUUUCUCCAGGAAUCUGCCUUGUGGUUGCACCCUUGACCCGUGCCCGAAAGGUCUUCAUGUUUGCGCACUGUGCUUCUCCCCCGAUCAUGGCAUCCAGGACCACACUGCGGAUGUGCAUAUGGUGGCCGAUGACGGAGAGGGCAUCGCAGCAACAAUUGCCGCAACCUCGACUGGAGGUCAAGACUACCCAUUGCAUGAUUGCAGCUUGGUUGCACCGACCGGGUCAAAACUCGUUGUGUCAGAGCAUCCAGCUGAAAAAUUUUCUGCAAAAUGUGAGCCUCCUGUGCUGGCUGACAUCUUGAACUUAAUUACACUUUUGGAGUCUGAGAAACCUUCACGAGGUCAAUCCUCUGAGAACACCUUUUCUUGGACCUCAGGCGCAUACGCUAAAGGUCCUUUGCGUGGGCUUCGGAAACACGCUUCUGUUUUCCCCGCUUGUAUGCGCAUGCUUUGCAGGCUUGUGCUCCAAGCUUUUCCGGAGGCCGAUUUUGGCGCGGUUGCAGUUUUUAAGAAUUUGCGAACACCUCUACAUGUCGACAUUAACAACUCUCCGGGAUCGGUAAAUUACUUGAUUCCUGUGUCCUCUUUCACAGGUGGCGAGGUGUGGCAAGAAGGACAGGGAUCCGUUGUUGUGCACGAUGAGUUGGGCCAUCCACUCAUGGGCUCGCUCCUUCCGGUUGCAGAUGGGCCCUGUGUCGUAGAUCCGCGGCGCACCCAUUGUACCAUGCCGUGGGUUGGUGAGCGAGUGCUUCUCGUUGCAUUUAAGCCUGCGCAUACUCGUGAUUUGUCCAUAGCCUUCAAACAGCAGCUCCAGAGCUUAGGUUUUCCGAGCCGGGCAUUAGGUUUGUGUGCGUUGGAGGCAAAUUUGUUGCCUCCAUCACCGCCUCUGCCAGAGGCUAGCUUGCUGCCGAUGAGACCGGUUCUUCCGAACUCCGAUGUCGUUUGGAAUGACCCCCUUGUUAUCGAGCUUUUUGCGGGCAACGGCCGUGUCACUGCUUGCCUCAAGCAGUUGGGACUUUCGGCUGCUGGGGUUGACCGCAAUCCUAGUAAGUCCGUGUCCUUCUGUCUACCGGCGGACCUCACCUCGGCUCGAGGCCAAAAGCUGUGCAAGGAGUGGCUCGCCUCUCCUAGAUUGGCCGGCCUUUUUGCUACGCCCCCAGCCUUCACCGCUGCCAAUGCUGACGCAAUCACAUUCUUGUUGCAUGUGUUGUCCACAGCCUUGACCAAUGGAGUCCUUUGUGCCAUCGCGAACCCUCGACAAAGUCGCUUCUGGCAAAAUCCUCAGUGGAGGGCUGUUGCCUCCUCUUUUCGUUUUGUUGCCUGCCAGGAGUGUACCUUCGGUGGCAGACAUGACGAUCACACCGUUUUCGCUGUGUCGGAUAGUGGCUUUGACAAGUUGGCUCGUUCUUGCCCCGGCCCUCCGUGCAAAGCCUUGAAUCGCUGCCCCGAUCCUGGCACCGGUUGCCCUGCUCACCUUGCAAUGCAAGUAGCAUGCUGCUUCGCCGAAGUUUUCGUCAAGAAAGGUUGGCAACCACCUAGCCAGUGUUUCGAUGCAUUCGACCCUCGACUUCAAGUGCCGAUGUCACGCGCUCUAGCAGGUGCUCAGCCUCCGGCUAGCAAGAUUCCUCCGCUCGUCCCGGAACAUAAGCGUGUGGUCGUGCUUCGCCACCCGCCUGGCCUCCAACUAUCGUGCCAGCCCAUGCAGCGUCUUACUACAGAUUGGCUCGUGCCUCAGGGGUGCCAUGCUCCCUGCGCCUGCAUUCCUGCGAAAUCCCAGCUUCUCAGGCACGUGCCGAUAGGUCAAAGUGGGGGCGACGAGACUGUGAAAGUAGGUUUGUGGGAAAUGGCUUGGGGAAUUCCUUGGGACCCAGAAGAGUUUAUGAAGACGGCCAAUGAGUCCAGCCAUCCUCGGACCAUUGGAUCUGUGCUCCCUCAGCCACUUAAGGAUUCUCUUGAUGCAUUGGACGAGAAGAAUGACGCCGAAGUAACCGAGCUUAGAGCUAGGGUUAUUAAGGACUGGGUUCACCUUUCGGUUUCCCUUGCUCAGGAUGAAGCAAAGUUGAAAGCAAGCAUGCACCCUGACGUCCGUGCCAUCACCGAACCGAAACGCAUUUUGCUGUGGGAGUCUCUGAUGGCGAAGUACGCUUAUCCUGACCCUGGAGUGUCCAGUCUCCUCAAGGAAGGGAUUCCCUUAGUGGGUCACGCGCCCAUCUCGGGCGUCUUUAAGCCGAAGUUCAAACCUAUGCAAGCCACGCCGGAGCAAGUGCGAGAGGAUUUUCAUGAUUUUCGGAAAAAGGUCCAUAAGUCCCUUAAGCCCCAGGAGCACUCCCUAAUGUCCGAAGUUUUUGAAAAAACUGAGAAGGAGCUAGAGGCUGCUCAGGAACUUUGUGGCUUCCAGGAAAUCAAAUCCUUUGUGCAAAAAGUGUUGGAGGACGGCCGCCUUCCACAUCAUGAAGCGCUUCGCCUCAGAGGGAGGUGUCAGUUUGCAGAUUCGCAAAUCUUCGGCCGCACUGGGAAGAAGUGUCUAGGAUUGAUCACUGCACACGCCUAUGGUCUCGAGGAGGCUAUCAGUCACGAGCUUCGCGUGUCGCUUGAAAGGUUUCUGCAAAGGCUUGAGUGCGAUGCACCGCGACUUAUCAAGAUCCUUGAAGGCGGGUUCUGGAAGGUGUACACGGAUGCAUCCUACGAGCCGGGUGCAACCACGAGUUACUGUGGAAUAGGCGGUGUGUUGGUUGAUCCUAGUGGUGUGCCUAGAAAGUUCUUUUCAGCUGUUUUGGACGAUUCCCAAAAGAUUUUCUUAGGCGAAUCCAAGUCAGCCCAGAUCAUUUUUCAAGCAGAAUUGCUGGCGCUCACAAUCGCUAUGGAUGCUUGGUCACACGACUUUAAAGGCUGCCCUGUAAUUUUCUUCGUGGACAAUAACGGGGUUCGUGACAUCACCAUUUCGGGGCAUGCGAAAGCGUCGAUAGCCAGGCGACUAUUGGAGAUUUUCUUGCAAUUGGAGCAUGAUGCUUCAGUCGUGCCUUGGUACGCGAGGGUACCAUCACCAUCAAACCCCGCAGAUGAACCUUCGCGGAUCGAAUGCAAAAGCCUGUGCCUCUUGGGCACUCAUCUUGAAAGAUCCACCGUGGGCGGCAUCAUCACCGCUUGCUUGAAGAAAGUACAGGGGCUCCGGUGA
Molecule: messenger RNA, 5643 nt
Organism: Symbiodinium sp. CCMP2592
Lineage: Eukaryota; Dinophyceae; Suessiales; Symbiodiniaceae
Source: the annotation of a GenBank genome assembly